Botrytis sinoallii is the source of this 1017-nucleotide messenger RNA. RefSeq lists its product as uncharacterized. The record is from RefSeq and is a predicted model, not a curated record. The transcript has 9 exons. Bases 1 to 1017 code for a protein of 338 amino acids. Lineage: Eukaryota; Fungi; Ascomycota; Leotiomycetes; Helotiales; Sclerotiniaceae.
AUGUCUACUACUUCAUCUAUCCAAGGAGUCACUAUUGCAACAACGAAUAAUACGGUGGAGUCUGUCGCCACCGAUUCAGCUCUUUGGGUGCAAAAUUGGGAGGCGAAAAAGUGGUCUGAUGUUGACCUUAAUGAUCCUGUGAUUAUCUCUCUGCCAAACGGCAAGGUCCAUGCAUUUGCCGUCGGUACCGAUUUUACUCUGAACCACAAAUGGUACAGUCAAUCAACAGGAUGGUCAAGCUGGCUCUCCACCAGUAAAAAGACUGCUUCUUCCCCUACUGUCACACAUUAUGGUACUGCUACUGCCAAUACAUUCGCUGUCCUUUUUGUCUCAUUAUUAGACCAUAUCCCGUACGGAGGGAUAAGUACCUCCGAUACUGAUUUCACCUGGACAGCCAUCGGUGACGGGAUUAAGAAGAUAAGAAGUGACUCUCUAGCAGCCCUGGAUCGAAGCUACGACCAAUCCAUAUCGGUAGUCGGCGUUGAACUCACUACAGGAGAGCUUUUGCACACAUGGACUAUAGUAGGUGCCUGGGCUAACAGUUGGGAAUCGCGGGCUGGAGCUGGCUAUUGCUUGAGUAAACCCACCAUUGUGUGUUCCAAAGCAUCAUGUAUCGAUAUCUUCGUGUUUGCAGCAGAUCGCACUUUGAGGCAAUUGACCCACCGAGCUGCUGGCGUUGGCUGGGGAACUGGGCAGAAUCAUGGCGGCUCUUAUGUAAACGAUCCCACCUCCAUCUCGGUAUCUCCUGGCCGAAUUGAUGUCUUUGGAAUCGGUCUUGAUGGUUAUGUUUAUCGAAGUACUGCAACUCUGACCGGGAAUGAGCUUGGAACUUUUACACGGACAUGCGUCGGCGCUCCUUCUAUUUCAUCUCCGAAGGCAGAAAUCAAAUCACCUGGCGUGCUUUCGGUGACUACUAGGAAAUCAAAGGGUGUUUACCAACAGGCUUUUCUUGAGUCUACUACUGGUGUAUGGACGCCCAGCGGUGGCAUGACGGAAAUCGUCCCCCCUGUAGUAUGA